CUCCGGGCCCGCCUCCGGGGUCUGGGUCUAACGAGAGCCGGGAAAAGGUACUGUUGCUACAGCCAUCUCGUCUCGGCACCGGACUCCUCCCAGGACCUGUGAUGCCAAGUCUGCUGCGAAGGCCGAGGAAGAGUCGGGGCUGAACCCCUGCGGAGCCGAGGUCUCGCGCUCUUCUGGUCUACCCGGCCCGUCCCACCUGAAGAAAUGAGUGGUGGAUUGGCUCCAAGUAAGAGCACAGUGUAUGUAUCCAACUUGCCCUUUUCCCUGACAAACAAUGACUUAUACCGGAUAUUUUCCAAGUAUGGCAAAGUUGUAAAGGUUACUAUAAUGAAAGAUAAAGAUACCAGAAAGAGUAAAGGGGUCGCAUUUAUUUUAUUUUUGGAUAAAGAGUCUGCACAAAACUGCACCAGAGCAAUAAACAACAAACAGUUAUUUGGUAGAGUGAUAAAAGCAAGCAUUGCUAUUGACAAUGGAAGAGCAGCUGAGUUCAUCCGAAGGCGAAACUACUUUGAUAAAUCUAAGUGUUAUGAAUGUGGGGAAAGUGGGCACUUAAGUUAUGCCUGUCCUAAAAAUAUGCUUGGAGAACGUGAACCUCCAAAGAAGAAAGAAAAAAAGAAAAAAAAGAAAAUCCCUGAACCAGAGGAAGAAAUUGAGGAAGUAGAAGAAAGUGAAGAUGAAGGGGAAGAUCCUGCUCUUGACAGCCUCAGUCAGGCCAUAGCAUUCCAGCAAGCCAAAAUUGAAGAAGAGCAAAAAAAAUGGAAACCCAGUUCAGGGGGUGCCUCAACAUCAGAUGAUUCCAGACGCCCAAGGAUAAAGAAAAGCACAUAUUUCAGUGAUGAGGAGGAACUUAGUGAUUAAAAUUAUAUUUAUUAUGUCAAUAUCACUAAAAUAAAAAAAUCUUGGAGUGUAAAGUUAGUUGGGGAAUAAAGAUAAUUUCUAGGAUUUGAGCAUAAAAACACUUGAUACCAAACAAAUAGUUUCUUUACUAUAAAAUAGUUCAUAGGAAAUUUAACAAUAAUUUUAAAGUAUCAUGUUUCUAUCUUGCUUAUAGCAUAGUACUAAAAAUCAGGAUUUGAUAGUAACAAUCUUGAUAAGAGCUAAUUUUUAUAAAAGUAAGAAAACAAUACUAUCAUAGUAAUGCUAUUGUCAUCCCAAGAAAAAAGAUAGAUAUUAAAAUGAUUUAUUUCAGGGUUGGCCAGUUAUCUCAGUUGAUUAGAGCAUGGUGUUGAUAACACCAAGGUUAAGAGUUCAAUCCCUGUACUAGCCAACCACCAAAAAAAAAUAAGAGUUAUUUCAGAAGUUCAUUAUAAAAGCUUUAUUCAUGUCUGAUGGGUUUACAUGAGGACUUUGGGAAUAAAUUUAAUCUUUAGAACAAAAACUUCAUAAAGACUGAAAAGUUGAAUGAUUUAUUGUAAUAAUAAUGUUAAUAAACUUUCCAGGGGAAUUUUGUCUUUAAAUACAGAUGUUUUGUCAUCUUACUUUUUCUAGCUUUUUCCCAGUCUGAAUAAGUCAUAAAUAUCCAUAAAAUAUAAAGUAGCUUUAAAGGGCUUAUAACCAAACAGUUAUUUGUCUGCCCUGCCUGUAGCAACAAAUUCCAUUCCCCAGAUGUAGCUACUUAUAACUUUGCUGUUUUUUUCUUAUGCACAUACAUAUUGCUAAAUAAAAUAUAUAUUUAUUUCUAUCACUUAAUUCAUAAAGGAAUAAAGAAGGAUUCUUCAGUCUCAUACUGUCCCCUACCUUCCUACAUCUUCCCAGUGGCUAUGUUACAAUUUUUGUUUAAGCCCAUAUUUACUGUCUUUUUUUAUGCCCAUGUAAAUACUUUUCAUUUCUGAGCCAAGGAGUGUGCUAUGAUUACAUUUUUCCCAGAAUUACUGAUUGUCUCAUUUUUUCUUGUAUUUAUUACAUUUCUUUGUAUUUAUGACUAAAUCUUCCCAUACUUUCUGCAGGUGGUUAUAUGGAAGUGGGAUUACAGAGCAUUUAAUUUUCUAUUUUGUAUAUUUCUAUGCAGUUUGGAUGCUUUGUAAUAAUACCCAUUUAUCACUUUUUAAAUUAUUAAAAGCAAUAAAAAUAUUUCCACUUUGAAAGCUACAAAGACAAUGAAACUGUUAACCAACCUGCUAGCAAAGACUCUUCUAGCUCUCGACAAGGAAACCAGACAGAAUGAUUGAGUAUAGUACUCCACUUUCUGUUCAUUCAUUAAUUAGUCAAAUACCACAAAAAUUGAAGGCAACAAAAAAAGUUGGGAAAAGAUUUGCUAGAAAAAUAUAUAAAAUUUGAGGGCUGACUGGUUAGCACAGUUGGUUAGAGACACACACACACACACACACACACACACUUUUUACGAAUACCUAAAAACACAAACUAAUAAAAAAUGAGCUAGUGACAUAAAUAAAAUAUAUAGAAAAUAAAUAGUAAAAAUAUCUUUAUCAUUAGUUAUUAAAGAAAUCUAUUACAACCAGUGAAAUAUUAUGUUUUUAUCUAAUUAGGAAAAAAAAUAUUGUUGAUGAGAGUGACAUAAGAGUACUUUUGGUACUGUAAAUUGGUUCAUUUCUGAAGGCUAAUUUAACAAUAAGUGUCAAAUAUUAAGUAUAUUCUGUUCUUUGAAACAAAUAACAUUUUAUCUUAGGGUUCUAAUCAGAAAUACAAGUAUUUAUGUAUGAAGAUAUAUAUUAUUGUUUAAAAUUCAAAACACAUGAGGCUGGCGGUUAAGAGAUAGAAAAUAGAGAUUACCAGGGGCUGGAAGGAGGUGGGAAGGAGGAGUUGUUAUUUAAUGGGGUACAGAAUUUGUUUAGGAUGAUGAAAAGUUCUGGAAGUGAUGGUGGUUACAAAACAUUGUGAAUGCACUUAACACCAUUGAAUCUCCUACUUAAAAUGGCAAAUUUUAUGUAUAUAAAAAUUUUAUGUAUACAAAUUUUAUGUAUAUAAAAAUGUGCAAACAUAACUAGUUGAAAAUUUUGUGUAAAGAGCAGGCCACUAACAUGCCAAUCCUGCUGAACUAUGACAUUUUCAGACUUCUUCACCUGCCUGUUAACGAGAGUAUUAUCAGAUAGGUUCUGCAGCUCAGGCAGGGUAUUUAGGGAUCCUUCCUGUAAAGGGACAUACAGCACUGAAUAUUUGGGGUCCUAAAGAAAAUGUCAUUUCAGUAUAAAGCCCCCAAAUUGAUAAGCACAAGGUGGUGGUGGUGAUAUAUGCUCUGAUCAACUUUUUAGUGCUUCAUAUGCAAAUGUGAAGUCAGAUAAGCAGCAACAAACAUUUGAGAAAAGGCUUCAAUACAACAGAGACCCAAAAUGCACCUACAAAAGAAAAGGGAGCUUAGAGGAGCUGAAGAAUUCUAGCGUUAAAAAUCUAUCCUUCCCCUGGGGUUUCAGAAAAUGGAUUGGACCUGUAAUAAACUUGGUAGUUUCUAAAAUGAAAGCAUUUGUCAAGCAAAGAAUGCCCCUCAUUCUGGAUAUAAGUAAUGUUUUGUUUUCUUCUGCAAUCAUAUAUUUACUCGUUUGCUUUUUUGAGUAAUAGAUACCUUAUUCUGAAACUGCCAAUUAUAACUUUAAAAUAUUGUGAAAUUCAUUACAACCACAUAUAAU
Molecule: messenger RNA, 3581 nt
Organism: Cynocephalus volans (Philippine flying lemur)
Lineage: Eukaryota; Metazoa; Chordata; Mammalia; Dermoptera; Cynocephalidae
Gene: ZCRB1
Product: zinc finger CCHC-type and RNA binding motif containing 1
Exons: 8
Coding region: 205-858 (217 amino acids)
Biological process (GO): mRNA splicing, via spliceosome
Cellular component (GO): U12-type spliceosomal complex
Molecular function (GO): RNA binding; zinc ion binding
Source: RefSeq, a predicted model, not a curated record